AUGGGAGAAGAACAAAAAUCAGACCAUGACUACCACACGUUAUUCGACAAAUUGGAUGUUCAGCAUAGCGGAGAAAUCACCCUAAAGGAUUUCAAGAAGGCUAUCAAGACCUUAAAUCAUCCAGUGGCUUCAAACCCGGAGCUAGUCGAAAAGGUGUUUCAGUCAUUUGACUAUAACAAGGACAAAGUUAUCGACAUGAAAGAUUUCGAGAGAUAUCUUUCCAAAGCCGAUGACCAGAUAUCUCGUGGAUUUGAAAAAAUAAAUCUCAAACACGAUGGUAAAUUGACGAAAGCCGACUUCACUCAUUACCUUACAAAAACACUUAAUAUGAGCCCACACGAACAAACAAUUGAUCAAUUAUUCCAAACCAUUGAUCUGCAUCACCAUGGCUACAUCACUUAUGACGAGUUUCGGGAGUUCCUCGUACUCAUCCCUCGCUUGGAUGGCUCGCGCAUCAAAACAGCGCUCAACUACACAGCAGAAGAAUUGGAUCUAUCUUCUGACGGAGAUGUCACUCUAAUAAAUCAAUUCCUCAGUGGUAUGGGUUUUUUUCUUGCGGGCGGUCUUUCUGGCGUUGUUUCGCGUACUUGUACUGCCCCAUUUGACCGUAUCAAGGUGUUUUUGAUCGCCAGAACAGAUUUGUCAUCAACUGUAAUGCAUUCUAAGCAACAAAUAGAGAGAGAAGUGGCUUCAGGCGCGUCGCGCCACGUACUAGAAGAGGCCCGUAAAAGAUUGGCUCAAGCAAAGCUCGAAAGGUCCUUACAUGAACCAGAGCCUCCACAUAAAAGAACAAUUCGUUCACCAAUUAUACAAGCUGCAAGAACUUUAUGGAAACAAGGAGGUAUCAGAACUUUUUACGUUGGAAACGGGUUAAACGUCAUGAAAGUGUUCCCAGAGUCAGCCAUGAAAUUCGGGACUUUUGAAUUAACAAAACGAGUUCUUGCCCGCGUGGAGGGUGUAGACGAUACUUCAAAACUCUCUCGUGCCUCAACUUACCUCGCGGGUGGCUUGGGUGGUGUUGUUUCACAGUUCGCUGUAUACCCCAUUGAUACAUUGAAGUUUCGUUUGCAAUGUUCAAAUCUUGACUCACUGGUAAAGGGAAAUGAACUUUUAAUUAAAACGGCGAAAACCAUGUUCCAGGAAGGUGGCCUCAAAAUAUUCUAUCGCGGUAUUUUUGUUGGAACUAGUGGCAUAUUCCCAUAUGCUGCUCUUGACUUGGGAACUUUUUCCACUAUCAAAACUGUCCUUGUGAAAAGGCAGGCUAAAAUUGAGAAGAUUCCAGAAGACGAAGUCAAACUUCCGAGCUAUAUGGUGUUGACGCUUGGAGCACUUUCAGGAACAUUUGGAGCCACUGUAGUGUAUCCAAUCAAUUUAUUGAGAACAAGACUCCAAGCACAAGGCACCUACGCCCAUCCAUACAGAUAUGAAGGGUUCAAAGACGUUUUACAACAGACUAUCCAAAGAGAGGGAUUACCAGGGUUGUUUAAGGGAUUAGUGCCAAAUUUGGCCAAGGUAGCCCCCGCUGUGUCAAUCAGCUACUUCAUGUAUGAAAACCUCAAAAGUAUUUUUGGCCUCAACAAUAAAUUGAGCUAA
Molecule: messenger RNA, 1593 nt
Organism: Australozyma saopauloensis
Lineage: Eukaryota; Fungi; Ascomycota; Pichiomycetes; Serinales; Metschnikowiaceae
Product: Ca(2+)-binding ATP:ADP antiporter
Exons: 1
Coding region: 1-1593 (530 amino acids)
Biological process (GO): ATP transport; ADP transport; transmembrane transport
Molecular function (GO): calcium ion binding; ATP transmembrane transporter activity
Source: RefSeq, a predicted model, not a curated record